This is a messenger RNA of Erinaceus europaeus (western European hedgehog), 1266 nucleotides long. It is a transcript of the gene STX10, whose product is annotated as syntaxin 10. Bases 1 to 1059 code for a protein of 352 amino acids. The record is from RefSeq and is a predicted model, not a curated record. Lineage: Eukaryota; Metazoa; Chordata; Mammalia; Eulipotyphla; Erinaceidae. Gene Ontology annotation, cellular component: membrane. Gene Ontology annotation, biological process: Golgi vesicle transport. The transcript has 9 exons.
AUGGCUCGCACGUCUGUCACUCCCCCCCCAAGGGGUGGUGGGGUGCGCAGCGCUGACACCCACGCCAAGGGGGCGGAAGUGCCCAUACUGUGGCACUCACUCUGCGGCCUCUCUGGGCGCACCGGGAGGUCCCGCUCUCUCUGGUGGCGCGAUCGCAUCCCGCAGGCGGGGCCAGGGAGGCGCCCGCCCCAGUCCCCCAGCCAGGGCCGGAGAGCCGGGUGGGAGGUCCCGCCGCCGUCGGGGCGGACGGGGACAGCAUGUCCCUGGAAGAUCCCUUCUUCGUGGUCCGGAGCGAGGUGCAGAAGGCGUGAACACUGGGCCGAGCUGCUGCUCGACGGGGCGGCCGUGGGCGCCGAGCGGGACUGGACCGAGUCCGAGCUGCGCAGCAGUGUGCGCUGCAUCGAGUGGGACCUGGAGGACGCGGAGGAGACCAUCGGCAUCGUGGAGGCGAACCCCAGCAGAUUCAAGCUCCCAGCCGGGUCCCUGCAGGAGAGGAAGGUGUUUGUAAGGUGCAUGAGGGAAGCUGUGCAGGAAAUGAGGGACCUGAUGGUAUGCCCCGAAGCCCUGGCCUUGCUGGAGAGAAGUAGCAGGGAGCCACUGGUGGGGCCGCCGGCUGCCCAGAAGCCCCCCAGCGACCUACUGGACGCCAGAGCCAUCUCAGCCAACGCACUGCUUUUUGGAAGAGCAGCAGGUGGGGGCGGGGCCUGUGGACACGCCUCUGCCCCACAACCUAUCGGGGACCAGCUGGGGGCGGGGCCCGAGUGCUUGAAGACCCACCCCCAUAACCCACAACUCAUUCUAGACGAGCAGCUGGACCUGGUGUCCGGCAGCAUCCGGACCCUGAAGCCCAUGUCCAGCCGGGUGGGCGAGGAGCUGGACGAGCAGAGCACCCUGCUGGAUGCCUUCGCCCAGGACUUGGGAGCACACGCGGUCCCGGAUGGGGUUCUGUGGAGGAUGGACAAGGUGAUGCACAUGACGAGCGAUGGCCGCCAGUGGUGUGCCAUAGCUGUCCUUUCCGGGCUGCUGCUGCUCGUUCUCAUCCUGCUGUUCGCGCUCUGACCGCCCCGCACCCCCACAGCCCGCAGUGGGUUAAGCGCAGGUGGCACAAAGCGCAAGGACCGGCAUAAAGAUCCCGGUUCGAACCCCGGCUCCCCAGCUGCAGGGGAGUUGCUUCCCAGGCGGUAAAGCAGGUCUGCAGGUGUCUGUCUUUCUCACCUUGUCUCUCCAUUUCUCUGUUCUAUCCAAAGACAGUAAUAAUGUUAAGAA